This is a messenger RNA of Setaria italica (foxtail millet), 2022 nucleotides long. RefSeq names its product translation initiation factor IF3-1, mitochondrial. Lineage: Eukaryota; Viridiplantae; Streptophyta; Magnoliopsida; Poales; Poaceae. The transcript has 7 exons. Gene Ontology annotation, biological process: ribosome disassembly; translational initiation. The record is from RefSeq and is a predicted model, not a curated record. Gene Ontology annotation, molecular function: ribosome binding; translation initiation factor activity. The coding region runs from base 79 to 1596 and encodes 505 amino acids.
GGAGGAAGAGAAGCGUUGAGGCAGAGCCAGCCGCCUCCAGCUCCGGCAGCCCUCCCAGCAAGCAAGGCGGCGGAAAGAAUGGCUCUCCGGCGCAGCGUCGGAUCCCUCGCGCUCCGCUCCGCCGCCGCCUACCUCCGCCGCCACUGCCCCCUUCCCCCUCCUCCACCCGCCCUUGCCGCCCCCGCUCCCAUCCGCCGCCCGCUCGCCCCGCAGUGCCGCCACUUCGCCGCGCCGCCUGGUACUCAGGCCAAUAGGAAGGGAGGCAAGGAGGACGACGAUGACAAAGCGGGCCUCCGCAUCAACAACGCCAUCACCUCUCCCUUCGUCAGGCUCGUCUCAGAUGAUGGCCACAAUGUUGUCCCCAGGCAUGAAGCGCUGCAGAUAGCUGCCAGGAAGGACAUGGACUUAGUUGAGGUCGACAGAAAAGCAAACCCUCCUGUAUGCAAAAUCAUGGAUUUUCACAAAGAGAAGUAUAAGAAAGAAACCAAAGAGAAAGAGCGAUUGAAAACCAAGUCUGCUAUUGUCUUACGUGGUGGGGAAAACAAAGAAGUGCGAUUCAAGGGGAAAACAGAACUAAAAGAUUUGGCAGUGAAAGCAGAUGCAAUUACCAGAUUAAUGGAGCGGGGUUACAGGGUGAAGUGCAUGGCCAUGCCCUCAGGUAAUGAAGGAGAAGAUUUAGGAGCACCACUAUCUCGGUUGUUAGGACUUAUACAAGAUGUGUGCAUUGUCGAAAGUGGUCCACACUUAGACUCGAAGCAUGCAUACGUUAUUGUCAGGCAUGUGAAGUUUGCAACAAAGAAGGGUGGAAAGAAAGCCAGCAAAGCCAUGGAAGAUGCUGGAAAAGGUACCCACAGUACUGCACCUGUUGCUGGUAAUGAUAGUGAAGAUGAGACAAUUGAAUGUGGUGGGGAAGCUGUUGAGAAAACAGCCACCCAUCACUCCAGUGAUUCUCCCAUCCAAAAAGAAGGGCAGGAUAGAAGAUUUAAAAGGGAGUUGAAUCGAUCGAAACCAGAUCCAGGGGCCAACCGUGAAAAAUUGCACAAUGCCAAUGCUGGGGGAAGCAGAAUGAAUCCUGGGCAGUGGGGACCACAAGCAUCUGAACGUAGACUUGGUGAUGUAAACCCUGGCAUGGAAAGGCCAGAGAAUAGCACGCAGGAUCAAAAACCUGGUGAAACAAACAGGUAUGCUGCUCGAAAACAGCCGAUGAGAGGAGAUAACAACCGAGGUUUCAACCAAGGAAGACCCGUGCAAGAUGGUAGAAGUGAAAAUGCAGGCCGUUAUGAAAACCAGAGACCUCCUCUGGAGCAGCAGCAUAACCGACCGUUACCAAGGUUCAACCAAGGUGGAUUGCCACAGGAUCCAAGAAACGACAGGAGAGGUCAUUUUGCAUCGAACAACAACAACCAAAGGCAACCUGCAGGUGGUGGUGGUUUAAGCAGCGAUCCUAAUCAAACAAGCAAGAGUUUUGGAAUCUUUAGUAGUACUCCAAAACCUGCCUCAUCUGAUAUGAGAAAGACAGAUGGUGCUGGUACUGCUAGUAAGCCUGGUAAUACCGACUCACCUAAAAGCUUUGGGAUUUUUAGUUCUAGGAAAUAAGUGAGAUAGCUUAGGGUUCUGUUCUACAGAAGACUGGGGAUAUUUAAUUUGGCGCAAUAAAUCCAAUCCUAGUUGUAUGGUUUGAACCUACAGACAUGGAUGGGGUGUUUUGGUAUUUUAGUAAGGAAUUGUGGAGGAUUGGCAUUCAUUUCAGCGUCAGCAGAUGUGUUGUUUCGGUGAUGAAAAAAAGGGACUUGUUAUAGGCAAACUUUGAGAAACAUUUUUUUCUUGUGGAGGAGCUCUUAGCUUGUUGACAGGUUAAAUUGCUACUAUCGCCUCGUUGGAAGAACAAUUGUAUUGAAAGCAGUGUACCAACCACAGGUUUCAUUUUCCAUACUAUAGUAUUUUUGUUUAGAUGGUUGCCAUGAUAAUCAGCUGUAUGAACAUGCGGAAGCUAAUGCAAUGUUAUUAUUAUUGUUUGGGGCC